AUGAACGCCAUUCUUGCGGUAGCAUUGUGCGUCAUCGCUGGAGUCUCGGCUCAGUACAACUACCAAGGGGAUAUUGGAGUUCCCCAGAACUACUACAGCAACCAGUACAACUCCGGUUACAACGGCCAGUACAACAACCAGUACCAAGGCCAGUACAAUGGUCAGCAAAUGACUGGACCUACUAAGGCCAUCGCUGAUCCUCGUUGCCCACGCACGGAUGAUCCGAUGCGCCCGGUUCACCUGCCGUACAACGGCAACUGCGCCAAGUUCUUGAAGUGUACCGGGGGCAUGGGCUUCGUCAUGGACUGCCCUGCUGGACUGGACUUCAGUGCCCGCAUGAACCGUUGCGAUUAUCCGGGUGUGGCUCAGUGCCCUUUUAUCGUUUUUGCUGCCAUCGUGUCGGCCGUUGCCGCUUUCCCGCAGUACCCCGAGUACUACAGCAACGUCCAGGAGCCUCGCUUCGAGCCGUACUACGCCCCACAGCAAAUGGAGCCCCAGUACCAGCCGCAAUACCAGCCCCAGGGCGAGAAGCUGAGCCCGGACGGUUACAAGAUUGUGCCCGGAGUCGUUGAUGCCCGCUGUCCCCGUGCCGACGAUCCGAUCAAGCCGGUCCACCUGGCCGUCAACGGAAACUGCCACAAGUUCAUGAAGUGCUUCGGUGGCCGUGCCUACGAGAUGGACUGCCCGGCUGGGAACACAUAUCUGCUGACGUGUUUGGCUGGGUAUCACUUCUCACCCAUUACGUUGCGAUGUGAGCCUCCGGAAGAGGCGCUAUGUGAUCCGGAUUUUGCAACAACAAUAUCAAGCGUGCCAAAUGAACCGACGCUUCCGACAACGCCAAGUCCCACGUAUCCAUCCGAUGCGACUACCACAGUUACGACAAUGGAAUCAACUUCACCGCCCACAACAACAACUACAAUGGAAACAACCUACGAGACCACGAGUACGUCUAUGGUGUCCACGGAGCAUCCAACCGAUACCACAGUUACCGGAUCCUCGCAAUCUCCGGAGACAACGACAACCGGACAAUUGACCACCGAUACAACCUUCACGGUUCCGACCGUUCCUACUGCUGCACCUCCCACGGUACCAACUGCGCCACCAUCUACGACAACCACGCCAGUUUCAACGACGGAAACCGAAACCACAGGAACAACGACGGUCAUGAGUUCCACAGAAAUCGACGAAACCAGUACACAGAGUUCCAGUACUACCAGUGCUACUAGUGAACCUACACCAACUGAUGAACCUGGAUCUUCAGUCACGGAGCCAGAAAUUACACAAUCUAUCGGUUCGAUUGCUUUGCACGUGAACGCGCAAGGAAAGUUGGAUCCUCGCUGCCCCCUAGUGGAUAACCCGAACAACCCAACCCAGCUGCCACACGAAACCGACUGCGGCCUGUUCUAUACCUGCUCGUGGGGCUAUGCAUACUUGAAGCAAUGUCCAGUAGGCCAACACUUCUCUGUUGCCCUUCAGCGGUGCGAGAAUCCGUACGUCGCACAAUGCACCCUCAGUGGAGGUACUACCACGACGGGAGCUACUCUGCCAACAACUACAACAACAACUACGACAACAACAACAACCACUACCACAACUGCCCUCCCAACUACCACGACGACCCAGCCCACUACGACGACAACUACGACAGCGGCUCCAACUACCACGACGGGAUCUCCAACCGUUCCGACUCCGGUACCAACGGCUCCUACUCCAGGAUCUACAACAUCGACGACCAGCGCCAGUACGGUAACCACCACCCCUACCACCAGCUCUACCACUGCGGCUACUACGUCUACUACGUCUGCCACGUCCGCGAUACCAACGGCUCCCACCCUGGCGUCUUCAUCUACCGUGGCAAGUGUGACGACCACGACUCCUGUCGGUUCCCAAACCACGGUUCCUACGGCUCCAACACCGACGCAGACAGUGCCGACCGCUCCGACGCCAGGAACUGCGACUGCUACAACGUCCCAAGUGACCACUACGCAGAGUAACACAAUUCCGACGGUUCCCACGGCUGGACCUCCUACGGUUCCAACUGCCGCAUUCUAG
Messenger RNA from Anopheles nili, 2052 nucleotides. RefSeq names its product mucin-2-like. Gene Ontology annotation, cellular component: extracellular region. Lineage: Eukaryota; Metazoa; Arthropoda; Insecta; Diptera; Culicidae. Gene Ontology annotation, molecular function: chitin binding. Bases 1 to 2052 code for a protein of 683 amino acids. The record is from RefSeq and is a predicted model, not a curated record. The transcript is spliced from 5 exons.